This is a messenger RNA of Eurytemora carolleeae, 2319 nucleotides long. Its product is annotated as coiled-coil domain-containing protein 77. Lineage: Eukaryota; Metazoa; Arthropoda; Copepoda; Calanoida; Temoridae. The record is from RefSeq and is a predicted model, not a curated record. The coding region runs from base 1 to 1236 and encodes 411 amino acids. The transcript has 15 exons.
AUGUGUAGAGGGGUGAAGGGGGAACGAAGGAGCGAGGGUGACAUGUUGGAGCUUCAUGGAGGAAAUAGAUACUCAUGUCUUGAGAAUAGUCAUCAGCAUCUGAGUCGGGCACAACAUAGCGUUUCAUUCGCAAUUCUACAGGAAGCAUCCUGUCUCACAGGAACUAGGAAAGAUAUCAGACCCAAAUAUGAGAGACAGGAUAAAUAUCUCUUGGAUAGAAUUCAAUCAGUUUCAAAUAUACAAGAUACAUCAAGAAGACUUGAAGCUGAGUUGAUGGGUAAGAAUGCGAGGAUUGAUGAACUGGAAAAGCAAGUUCUGCUCUUCAAGAAUAAGUUCGUCUUGUUGGAGGCGAAUGCGAAGAGAGGGGCGGCGGACAGAGUGACAAAGUCAGGCCGGAGUACAGAGAGAGAUGGGUCUCUUUCUCGAGGAGGGGGUUUGCGUGCUCAAAGGGACCAAAAAUCAGAGGUUGAGUACCUGAAGAAUCAAAUCCUACAACAGGAGCAGCUGCAUAAGAUUGAGAUGGCUCAAGAGCGAGAUGUGUUUAAAAAGAACGAAGACUGUUAUAGAUCUAACUUGCUCCAAUUAAACUUAAGAAUAUCGGAGCAGAACACAUGUUUAGCAGAAUUAAACCGACAAUUUCAAGAUCUUGGGCGAACUGUCUUAAAAGAGAGAAAUGAAAAUAGGGCCAAUGAACGAGCUUGGUUAGAAGAAAAAACUAAACUCACAAGAAAACUAGAAUAUUUUGGAAAAUUCGGAAGUCCCCUAGUUCCUGGUUUGAUAAAUGGAGGAAAUUUGGAACAGAGGUCACAACAUAGGAAAUCAGGAGAAAAGGUUCUGGUUCGAGAGAUGACCAGACUUCAGACAGUGGUUCAAGAUAGGGAGGAAACUAUUCAACAAUUAAGAUCUGAGUUGAGUUUAUCUGGCGGAGAGUUGGAGGAAUUAAAGGUUAGAUUCCAGAAAACAGUUAAACAGGAGAGGGAGGAGAAGAGCAGGAAGGAGAAGGAGAUAAACCUUCUCAAGGAUAGGUUGAAUAAGCUGGAGAUAAGAAGAAAACGUGAGGCUUCAGGCUACCAGGCAGAUAUUCAGAAACUUAGGCUUGAUAUAACUGGUUUGGAAUCCAAUAUACUCAGCAUUAUCUCCAGUAAACACCAGGAAAAGGAAAAUCAGCGAAUUCUUGAAGACAUCAGACAAGAGGUCUCUAAGCCUGUAUCAAAGGUCAGGGAGUGGAGAUCAUGAACCUAAAUUAUAGAUAAAGAAGGUCAUGAACCUAAAUUAUUGAUGAAGAAGGUCAUGAACCUCUGUGAAAUAUAGAUAAAGAUUUAUUUAUAAAUUGACCUCUAAGCCAAUUAUGAAGAUCUCUACAAAGUAAAUUAAUGUCAGUAAUGAACUGUUAACUGCCGAAACAUAAAAAAAACACUUAUUGUUUUUGUUAAAGAGUGAUUAUAAUUUAGUUUUUUAUGAAUUUUAAAAAAUUUAUGUGACUUAACUUUGCUAGACUUUUUUAUUGUAAAUACAAGAUAUACUCUAAUCAAUACUUAAUUUAUAUUUUAUAGUUGAUUAUAACAGAUGAAGAGUUUUGAUUUGCAUAUUAAUUUAAAUAAUGACACCUUAUAUAUAUCUUACUAGCUGAAGUUCCCGGCCUUUCUCGUAAAAUUUUAAAAACAUGCAGAAAAGAUUAAUCAAAUUUUGAAGUGGCAAUAAAUCAAAUAUUGAUGAAAAAAAAUCGAAUUUUUAGACCUUGUUAACCCCUUGGUAACCCUGGGUUCUCUCAAAAUAAAUUAGCAAAGAGCUUUAUUAUAUGAUGUUAAUCAUGGUAUAUUUAAGUUUUAAUUUUAUUGUUUUCAUUUUAAUUGUUAAAAAUUCAAUCGAAAAUUCAUCAAUUAAUGAGCGCAGAAAAAUUUGCUAUAUGUUUACAAUGAUAUACUGUUUUAAUAUGAACGGAGAAUUGGAUUCUCCCAAGUCAAUGUCGUCUUUUGACGUACUUUGUAACUGUAUUUAACCGCUAUGUAUAUAGGUGUCGAAACAAAACCAAACUUUUUUUUGCUAGUUAAAAUUCUAACUGCAUUGUAAUUUCUUCCCUCUUUCUGGUUUGCUUGGACAACACUUUUUUAUUCUUCUCUCCUUUCACACUAUUUUACUCCAUUUUUAUUUCUCUUCCCAGUUUGGUCAAAUGCGAUAUCUGUGCCGCCCCCCCCCCCCCACCCCCUUCGAAGGGGGUUAGUAAAGAUAUUUACACCCCUGUAGGGUCGCUGCAAAACUGUUAAAUGAACUAAUCAUUAAAAAACUACAAUUAUUUAUUUUAUUAAAUGAUUAACUCUU